Equus caballus (horse) is the source of this 2957-nucleotide messenger RNA. NCBI's taxonomy places the organism in Eukaryota, Metazoa, Chordata, Mammalia, Perissodactyla, Equidae. The record is from RefSeq and is a predicted model, not a curated record.
CCCUCAGGAGGGGCCAUGCCCCCAUGUCAGCCAGGGACAACCACUCGGAAGUGACCGAGUUCAUCCUGGUGGGCUUCCCGGGCUCGAGGGGCCUCCACAUGUGCCUGCUGGUGCUGUUCCUGCUGGUCUAUACGCUGACCAUCACAGAGAACGUGGUUAUUGUCGCCGUGAUCCGCGCCAGCCCCCCGCUGCACAAGCCCAUGUACGUCUUCCUCAGCAACCUGUCCUUCCUGGAGGUGUGGUACAUCUCUGUCACCGUGCCCAAGAUGCUGCUCAGCCUGGCGGGGCCCAAGUUCCGCCACAUCUCCUUCUCAGGCUGCAUGGCGCAGCUGUACUUCUUCCUGGCGCUGGCCUGCACCGAGUGUGCGCUCCUGGGCGUCAUGGCCUUCGACCGCUACGUGGCCAUCUGCAGUCCCCUGCGCUACCCAAUCGUCAUGAGUCCUGGCCUCUGCAGCCUCCUGGCGGCCGGCUCCUGGCUCUCAGGCUUCACCAUCUCCCUGGGGAAGGUCUUCUUCAUCUCACGCCUGGGCUACUGCGGCCCCAACAUCAUGAACCACUUCUUCUGUGACGUGUCCCCCCUGCUGAACCUGGCGUGCUCUGACAUGUCUGUGGCCGAGCUUGUGGACUUUCUCCUGGCGCUGCUCAUCCUCCUGGGGCCGCUGCUGCUCACCGUCUUCUCUUACAGCGCCAUCCUUGGCACCGUGCUGCACAUCCAGUCCGUCCCCGGCCGGCACAAGGCCUUCUCCACCUGCGCCUCCCACCUGGCCGUGGUGGUCAUCUUCUACUCCGCCUCCCUCUUCAUCUACGCCCGGCCGCGUGCCAUCUACUCCUUUGACCUCAACAAGCUGGUGUCCGUGGUCUACACGGUGCUCACGCCCCUGCUCAACCCCAUCAUCUACUGCCUGCGGAACCGGGAGGUCAAGGAGGCGCUGCGCAGGGCAGGGCAGCGGGCGGCCCAGGCCCUGAGCGCCUCCUCCUAGGGGUCUCCCAGGACCCUGCGCUCGCUCAGGCGCUCCAGACCCCUGCAGCUCUCUCAUUUGUCCCCUCACCAGCUGUACCAGGCGGCCAGGGGCCGGCGUGAGCGACCGAAGAUGCAGUCAGCACAUAUCCCCGUCCCUGCCCCUCCUCCAAGCAGGGCCUGCUCAGGACUCAGGCCUGUUGGUGAUCACACAGGGUGGCCGCCCCGACCUGGCCCACCCCUCGCAGGCUGGGCCAUCCACCCCUCUCGGAGCCCCCUCAGCCUGACCCUGCAGCUCCACAGGGGAAUUAUCCUGGGCACUUUCCAAUUGCUGCCCCGAGUGAGCAGAUCAGAGACCGACACCCCUGUUCCAGGCGCGACAUCCUCUGGCCCCACACAGGUGUAGGAGGCAGUGUGGCCGGGGUGCAGUCCUGGCCCCCACCUCCCUGCUGACUUCCUGUGAGGCCCCAGCCCUGGGCAGCCUCUGCUGGGUGCUCCCUCCUCCAGCCAGGCCCUCAGGGGCCAGGUUAGCUGCAGUGUCACAACUCCAUGCAAGGUCGUGGGGGAGAGUCUGGGGCCACACAGCUUGGUUCCCAACGAGGGAAGGUAAAGGGUUGGCAUGCUGACAAAGCAGCAGAGGAAAUGAGACUCCGGAGAGAAUGUUCCCAAACAGAGAGCAGAGCUGCCCGCCCACGACCAGCGGCCCCUGGGCCAGCUUCUCCUCUUUUAGAAGCAGGUGGUGCGAACAAGACCAGGCCAGAGGGCCUGUGGGACCCGAGCUCACAGAUGACCCGCAGGCUGGGGGUCCUCCCACCAAGGACGCACGGCAGCACCCUGGCCUUCAGGCCCCUUCCUGUCCCCUUCCUGACCGUCCACCUGGCAGUGGCCUUGCCGCUCUGAGGACCUGGCACAAGGAGCCCUGUCCCAGCUGACCUGCUUCGGCCUCACUAUGGAGCAGGCGUCUGCAGAAGGCCGACCACCCACCCCAGCCAAGACCCCUCGACCCAAGCACAUUGUCACUGAUGGGAGAUGGUGACGGGGUGUCCACACCCACCACUUGGGAGUGCAGUGCCUCGGUCUCCCCUGGAGGAAUCCCUCGCCUGCUCUCCUGAGAGGCUGUGAGGGCCCCAGACCCCCAUGAUCAGUGCCCUCAGCUUCGGAAAGAGCUCCAUCCACUGCCUGAUGCUCGAGGGCUCUGAGCCAUGUGUCACUGUGAUGACAGCGUCAGUUUUCUGCGUGACUUCCAGAGUCACCAGGGCCCAGCCGAGCCUGUGCUGCAGCUGCGGCCUGCAUGCCAGCCAGAAAUCGCGUGGCGUCUGCAGGACUUCAGCUAAUUGCCAGUCGAGCUGGCAGGGUUGGGGAAAUAUGGAAUAUUCACCCUGUGCAAUGGACAAUCGGGAUUUGAGCUUCACUCACAGGGCCACCACAGAAACACACUAGAGACUGAGGUCACAGCCACCCACUCAGCAUUCAUGUGACAGGCCCCAUGCUGAUCAGUGACCCAAAGCGUGUGGGACCAGGCCCCCCCGGAAGAGGGCAUUAUAGAGGACGAGGACAAGAACUCGGGUGGUGUGGGCUUAGGAGCCAGGGGAGUGAGUGAGGGCAGCAGCGUCCAGGCCAGAGAGGCCUGCUCCGCUGCCCCGGGAGGUGGUGCUGGGCAGCCCCAGCGUCUCUCCGCCAUCCAUGAGGAAGGAUGAGCAGGAGCAGAGCCCAGCACUGCAGGGGAGGGGCUGGAUCCUGGCCUCGCCCCUCCAGCCAGGACUGUAGGCAGAGCUAACCAAGGGGCCUCCUGCUGGACGGACCUGGCACCAGCUGACCCAUCACUGGGUCAGCACGAGGCUUGGAGAGUCCUGGCGCAGGCCACCGCCCAGCCACCAUGGCAGGCUCUACAGUGGAACAAACGUUCUGUGGACAGCGCCUUUAAUCAGAAAUUACGGACACGGCCCUUUUUCAGAAUGGACGUACUUCCAGAUUGUCCUUCUGUAAAUUGACCAUUUAA